AUGGCCUCACCCAGCAGCCUGCUGUCCGAAGAGCAGUUCCUGUGCUCGAUCUGCCUGGAUGUGUUCGCCAGCCCGGUCUCCCUUCCCUGCGGGCACAACUUCUGCCAGGCCUGUAUCGGGGGGUACUGGGACAGCGGGGGGGGUUGUCAGUGCCCGCUGUGUAAGAAGACUUUUCCUCUAAGGCCUGAUCUCAGCGUUAACAGGUUUAUUGAGGAAAUGGCUGAGCAGUUCAGGAGGACAAGAUUAGACCGCGCUGAUGGGGGCGCCGCCGGCCCAGGGGAGGUGCCCUGUGACGUCUGCGCCGCGGAGAAGCUCAGGGCGGUGAAGUCCUGCCUGGUGUGUCUGGCCUCCUACUGCGACGAGCACGUCCAGCCGCACUAUCAAGGAGCUGCCUUCAGGACACACAGAUUGACGGAGCCAGUGAGCCACCUGAAGCACAAGCUGUGCAAGAGGCACGAGAGACUCCUGGAGCUGUUCUGCACGACUGAUCGGACCUGUAUUUGUCAGUUCUGCGCCGAGUCAGACCACCGGACCCACAGCAUUGUCCCGUUAGAGGAGGAAUGCAGAGCGAGGAAGGUGGGUUUUCGAAUUCGAAUCCUGCGUUUCAAGCAUUCAUCGAUAUAUCCUAAAUGCAUUAAAGCCGUUAACUACAGUGUACUCAGGUUUUAUUCGAGAUAACUUGCAGAAAACAGUCAGACAGCGCAAUGAAGCACCACAACUUCGCAAGGAAACAUCUCUACUGCACAGGCACCAUGAACAUCCAUCCAUUUUGUAACUGCUCCAUCCACUUCAGGGGCGCCAGGGAGCUAGAGUCUAUCCCAGCAAGCAACAGGCGCAAGGGCAGGGCAGAUACACUCUCACAGCAGGGUCUACCAGCAUGUCUUUGAACUCUGGGAGAAAACCAGAACACCCCCGUGAACAUGCAAACUCCACACAGACAG
Molecule: messenger RNA, 941 nt
Organism: Lepisosteus oculatus (spotted gar)
Lineage: Eukaryota; Metazoa; Chordata; Actinopteri; Semionotiformes; Lepisosteidae
Source: RefSeq, a predicted model, not a curated record